Molecule: messenger RNA, 8179 nt
Organism: Chiloscyllium plagiosum (whitespotted bambooshark)
Lineage: Eukaryota; Metazoa; Chordata; Chondrichthyes; Orectolobiformes; Hemiscylliidae
Gene: srgap1a
Product: SLIT-ROBO Rho GTPase activating protein 1a
Biological process (GO): signal transduction
Molecular function (GO): protein binding
Source: RefSeq, a predicted model, not a curated record
UGGGGGCGCGGGGCUGGUUUCCGCUGUCCCGGCUGGAAGCUGAGUCAGUCUCCGGCAGCAGGAGCUGGCCUCAGCCUCAAGCGGCAAAGUUUACUCCUGAGCCGGGAGGCAGCGCUGAGCGACCGCGGCUCCCAAACUUACUCCAUUCCCCCUCCCCAAACAGCUCACUGUUACCGUCCCCCACAAAGUGAAAGAGGAGCGGAUUGUGUGAAUGAAUUUUCUCUCUCUCUCUCUGUGUUGCUGAGGUUUAAAGAGUCUUUAAGACCCGGGGGGGAAUAUCCCCAGUGCUGCUCAGUCAACAGCUGAUACACCGAGUACCUUCAGUUCGUAGAGUUCCUGUGACAAGCCACGACCAAACGAAAAUGCUUUGCCAACUUGUCCAUCAGUGCUACAAGGCUCAGCAGCGAAUGGGGCAGAUCGCCGUGUGAGCUAGCUGUCUGUGCACAUCUCUCUCCCUCUUCUCACCCCCCCCCCCCCUCCUGGGGUCACCACCAGGGUGACCCAGUCGGGAUUCUUCCGAUUUCGUUCAGCAACUCGCUCCUUCCACCUUCCGAGUGAAUGCCAGCGGCAGCGGGCACCGGUUUUGGGUCGUUGCUGUGAAGGACUGCACUUGGAGCGGAGAGACAAGGUGGGGGGGGUCCAAAAGAUGUCAACCCCUGCCAGGUACAAGAAAGAUAAAGAAAUCAUCACCGAGUAUGAAACACAAGUCAAAGAAAUACGAGCACAGUUGGUCGAGCAACUGAAAUGCUUGGAGCAGCAGACGGAGAUGAGAGUUCAACUCCUCCAGGAUCUCCAGGAUUUCUUCCGCAAGAAGUCCGAAAUCGAAAUGGAGUAUUCCCGAAACUUGGAGAAACUGGCUGAGAGAUUCAUGGCAAAAACCCGCAGUACAAAAGACCACCAGCAGUACAAGAGGGACCAGAAUCUUCUGUCCCCAGUUAACUGCUGGUAUCUGCUCCUGAACCAAGUCAGGAGAGAAAGCAAAGACCACGCAACUUUAAGCGACAUCUAUUUGAACAACGUUAUCAUGCGCUUCAUGCAAAUCAGUGAGGACUCUACAAGGCUCUUCAGAAAGAGCAAGGAGAUCGGAUUCCAGCUGCACGAGGACUUAAUGAAGGUUCUCAAUGAACUGUACACGGUCAUGAAGACGUACCACAUGUACCACACCGAAAGCAUUAGUGCAGAGAGUAAACUGAAGGAGGCUGAGAAACAGGAGGAGAAGCAGAUUGGGAGGGACCCUGUCUUCAACAUCCAGAUGGAAGAAAAGCACCAGAGGCGGAGGUCGGUGAAAAAGAUCGAGAAAAUGAAAGAGAAGCGUCAAGCCAAAUACUCUGAGAAUAAGCUGAAGUCCAUCAAGGCCCGAAACGAGUACCUAUUGACGUUGGAGGCGAGCAACAACUCCGUUUUCAAAUAUUACAUCCAUGACCUUUCUGACGUGAUUGAUUGCUGUGACCUGGGGUACCAUGCAAGUCUAAACAGAGCUCUGAGGACAUUCCUAUCUGCUGAAUACAACCUGGAAACAUCCAGGCAUGAAGGCCUGGACAUCAUCGAGAACGCUGUUGAUAAUUUGGAUCCUCGCAGUGACAAGCAGCGGUUUAUGGAGAUGUAUCACACAGCAUUCUGUCCACCGGUGAAAUUCGACUUCCAGCCACACAUGGGAGAUGAGGUUUGCCAGGUUAGCGCUCAGCAACCCGUGCAGUCUGAGCUGAUGCUCCGAUAUCAGCAGCUGCAAUCUCGACUGACCACCCUGAAGAUUGAAAACGAGGAGGUUAAAAAGACGAUGGAAGCAACUCUGCAGACGAUACAGGACAUGGUGACUAUUGAGGAUUAUGAUGUCUCAGAGUGUUUCCAGCACAGCCGCUCAACAGAGUCUGUCAAAUCCACGGUGUCCGAAACUUACCUGAGCAAGCCAAGCAUUGCAAAGAGACGAGCCAAUCAGCAAGAAACCGAGCAGUUCUAUUUCAUGAAACUCAAAGAGUACCUCGAGGGGAGCAACCUCAUCAUGAAGCUGCAAGCUAAGCACGACGUGUUACACCGCACGCUGGGGGAGGGCCAGAAGAGUGACUUCAUGACCACAAGGCCUCCAAAUGUGCCCCCUAAACCUCAGAAAGCCAAGAAAUCCAGGCCCCGAUCAGAAUAUAAUGCUAAGUUAUUUAAUGGGGAUUUGGAAACGUUUGUCAAGGACUCUGGACAAGCCAUUCCCCUAAUUGUGGAAAGUUGCGUGCGAUUUAUCAACUUAUAUGGUCUUCAGCAUCAGGGGAUCUUCCGAGUUCCUGGAUCACAGGCUGAAGUCAAUGAUAUUAAAAAUUCAUUUGAGCGAGGUGAAGAUCCUUUAGCUGAUGAUCAGGAUAACCAUGACAUUAACUCAGUCGCAGGAGUUCUGAAGCUCUACUUCAGAGGUUUGGAAAACCCACUCUUUCCUAGGGAAAGAUUUAACGAGCUCAUUCCUUGUGUCCGAGUAGAGAAUCUGUAUGAGAGAGCUCUUCAUCUUCGCAAGAUUCUCCUCACCCUUCCCCGCUCUGUGAUCAUCGUGAUGAGAUACCUUUUUGCCUUUUUAAACCACCUGUCUCAAUACAAUGACGAGAACAUGAUGGAUCCUUACAAUUUGGCGAUCUGCUUCGGCCCUACCCUGAUGCCUGUGCCUGACACGCAAGACCAAGUCUUGUGCCAGGCCCACGUGAACGAGCUGAUCAAGACGAUCAUCAUCCACUGUGAGCUGAUAUUUCCUGACCCCAAGGAUCUGGAGGGACCCGUCUAUGAAAAGUGUAUGGCCGGUGACGACUAUUGUGACAGUCCCUACAGUGAACAUGGGACACUGGAGGAUGUCGAUCUCGAGGCUGGUACUGAGACGCACACCAGUGAGGAUGAAGGUGAACCCAUUGAAGCAAUCGCCAAAUUUGAUUAUACCGGACGCUCUGCUCGAGAGCUGUCGUUUAAGAAGGGAGCUUCGUUGCUUCUCUACCACAGAGCGUCUGAGGACUGGUGGGAGGGGAGACAUAAUGGGAUUGAUGGGCUCGUGCCCCAUCAGUACAUUGUGGUGCAGGACACGGAUGAUACCUUUUCUGACACUCUGAGCCAGAAAGCUGACAGUGAAAGCAGCAGUGGGCCAACAGCCGAAGACAAGCUGUCCUCCAAAAAUGACGUCAGCUCACCGACCGAUCGUGUUCCUGAUGUUUAUGCAGCAAGACAGAAAAGGAGACCAGAACCACCGACAGCUCGGCGCCCGUUGAGACCCAACGACGGGCACUGUGCAGUGCACCCAGUCCAUGGCUUAGUAAGUAGCUCUGGGGACGGUGGCCCUUUGAUCAUGCCUACCCACGCCAGCUCCCGCCUUUUCCACCAGAAUCGCAGCAUGCCAGUGGACAGUCCGGAGAGGCGUCGCCGAGGUGCCCUUGGCAGCCUUUCCAACCUUAGCCGACAGGAGGCUCUCAAAAAGAUCGAGAGUCCACCAAUCAGAAGGUCUACAUCCUCCGGUCAAUACAACUGCUUCAGUGAGCAUAAACCUCUAGACCCUGAAACAAUCGCCCAGGACAUUGAAGAGACGAUGAACACUGCGCUGAACGAGUUGCGGGAGCUGGAACGUCAGAGCACAGUGAAGCACACCCCCGAUGUGGUCCUGGACACCCUGGAGCAGAAGAAGAGCAUGCCGGCCUCUCUCCCCGCCAGCGACCCACGAGGUGGGCACCUCCCCGCCGCCCUGAAACCCGUCGACCCUGUCAUCCGAAGGAGCACCAGCUCUUCCAGCGAGCCCGUGGGCACCUCCAAACCCGUCCUGUCACCCAGGAUGGGCUUGCAACUCAAACCCCCUGCCCUCAGGCCCAAGCCAGUGGUGCUCCCCAAGACCAACCCCACCGUGGCACCUCCGCCCGCUGUCCAGAGCUCCACAGACAAAUCCUGCACCAUGUAAAUAAAGCUGCUUUUUGACUUGAAGAAUCGAUCGAUGUAUGUUGGGCAGCAAAGGACAAGGAAGGGGAUAUUGACAUUUUAAAAGUUGUAAUUGGAGAUGUAUUCUUUCAGUGUUAGAAUAUAUGUCUCAGUAGUAAAUUAACAAGGGGAUUUGAUCUCCCUUUCAAACUGGACUGUUUAUAUGUGGGACUGACACCAACGUUAACUCAACUUGAAACCUUAUGCUGCAACUGUUAACUUUAUUUUGAAAAGAAGAGAGAAAGUUAGCUUAAAAAGAAGGACUUCCCAUCUUCUCGAAAGACCGAUUAUUUAUACAAGGGCAGGGAUUGUGAUAGCAUUUGAUAUUCUCUUGUUGCCCAGAACUGAUGGGAUGGGGUGGGGAACGGGGAGUGAAAGUCUGCAUUGGUUUUUACUACCUGUUGAAAACCAGCCACAAAAUCCUGGCCGUUCCUCCUGUCACUCCCUCCCUCUGUUCCGUUCAACAUUCCUUUGGCCUCAGCGCCAGGUUUGCAUCACGAAAGCACUGCUCUGAAAGUGAAUGGAAGCGUGGGAAAGGGUGACCGUGUCCAAAGCUGCUGCCACCUUUCCUGGUUAAGCGGUUAUUUUGGGAAAUGGAUCCUGCGCCUAAAUCCUUGCAUUUGCAAGUACUGCAGCCUUCCCCAGCAAAGCUGGCUGUGUUGGCGACUGAACACUGGGUGUGGCAAGCAAAGCCGAAGGUUUGAAGUUUACAUUUGAGAACAUAAAGGAUCCCCCUCUCCCACAAUCAAGUGGAAAAGUGCGCACCCAUCUCAUCUCUUCCCAACCCUGAAUAAAUUCGCACACCACCCCAGUCUUAGAGAGUCAUACAGCAUGGAAGCGGUCCCUUCAGCCCAACUGACCAGGUUUCCCAAGGUUACUCCCUGCGUUUGGUCCAUAUCCCCCUAAAUCUUGCAUUCUCUUCAGUGAACCAUGUGUGAGUAUCCUUGCUGUAGUUUUCAUGUUUUCCUCAUGAUCUACAAUUACCAUUUGUCUUGGAGUCAUAGAGAUGUACAACACGGAAACAGACCCUUUGGUCCAACUCGUCCAUGCCGACCAGAUAUCCUAACUUAAUCUAGUCCCAUUUGCUAAACCCUUCCUACUCAUAUACCCAUCCAGAUACCUUCCUGGUCUUGGAGAGCAAGCUGUCUGGUCCUGCCCAACCGCCAUAUUGUUGAUCAUUUCUGGGUAGUUUUGAGACGCUCUGCCUGCUUGGGUUCCUUGUCCAUCAUUACUGACCUUCUGGAACCUUUCUUCCCUUUCCCCUUGCUCUACCUUCCCGGCUGCUGUUCUCUCCCCCUACAAAUUGCUAACUGCACCAUCUCCACUCUGCAACUUUGCCUGGCAUCCAGCUGGCAAGCGUGGAAAAAAUUGAGAGGGGGGAGGGGUUGGUUAAACACCAGAAUCACCAUUGAAAUGGGUUCUUUGGAACUUUGAUGUUGCUCGAUGGAGCCCAAGGCUCUUGUGGCACAAGGUGACCCCCUGGGUAAUGAAGGUUUCUCUUCAUAAACAGCAGUUUUGUGGGUAAACGUGUGUCAUGUUGGCCUCUGACGGACCUCCACACAACAAUCCACUUUGAAUAAGUAGUUGUACUCGGGCAGCUAUGCGACUCUGAUAGAGUUGGGGGGUGGGGGCGUGGUUUGUGCACCUUGCAACUCUUCAGUGGUCUCUCACUGUCACCCUCCAAAGCACUGCCACUCUGUUCCAGAAAGAUCACGGGCUGUGGAAUUCGAACCGAAGGAGGAAGUUGGAUUGUCCUUCAGCAUAAAUAUUAUUGUGUUUUGAAUGGAUGCCACUGUGUUAACCUUAUCAAUUGUGUUAAAGGAGUGAUUGGCCAGCCAUGUGAGUUUCCAUGGGAACGAGAAUUGGAAGUGAUAGCUGUUGGCCCCCUUGUUCAAAAUCAACCAUCUUAAACGCCAAAGUUAGAUGACCCACAUAUCACUAAAUACUCCCUUCUCCCUGCCACAGGGCUAACUUCACAGUUUCUCACAACGUUACAGAGUUUAGUUUCCUACCUGGCUUUUAUUUAUAUAUAAAUGCUCAUGUUUACAUGGUCACAAAAGGUAUCCUCCGUUUACAUUUCACGAGUAUUUCCUGUUCGUCUUCAAGCCUCCUUCUGCUACGCUACUGGACUGCUCCACUAUGACUUGUUUAGUUUUCCCCAGCGCCUCUUGUCGUACAUUGUAAGAAGGUCAGAAGUGGGAAAGGAGGUGAAACCUUCAAAAUGUCUCAAGCCAUGAUAGAACUGAAAAUAACACCCGAUUUUAAAAAACAAACACAGUGCAGGUAAAAUAAUGUCACUUUUGUUCAAAAUUUCAAAUGGGUGACCUGUUGCCCCUCACUUGUGGAAAAUCCCUGCUUUAAUAAGGAUUGUUACUCCAUUUGGAACAAUUGUUUUGGGUUGCAGGGCAAACCCUACAUCUGCUAACCCUUGACAAGAUCCCCACAAACAACAGUGAUCUGGGCUUAAAAGUUGCUCACUAAUCCUGAUCUUUUCCUUCCAUACACUAGCUUUAAGAUUCAUAAAUGUGGUGUUUGUAAAUGUAUACAUUCGUUAAAUCCUGGAGAAAAAUCUAAACGCAAAUGUUUAAGGCAUCCGGUCGCAUUGGUGAAGAUUUGCACUGUGCAGAACCCCUGCUGGUUAUAUUGGACUGAAUAGUGUGGUUCGUCCCUCUGCACCUUGGCUGUUCCAUCUGGAGGGUUAUGUACACACUCUGGGAAGGGUAUGUCAAUCCUGCAUGUCAGGGGCCAAACCCAUUAUAUCUGCAACAGCCAGCAUAUAGUGCAGAGGUAGUGUCCCCACCUCUGAGUCAGAGGACCAGGGUCCCAUCUAGUCAUGAGUUGAACGAAUUGAUUAAAAACAUCCCAAACGUGUAGGUCCGAAACGGUGCUUUUGUUUUCUCUCCCAUUUGUUAAUAUGGGGAUGUUAGAAAUGGUCGUUUUAACAUUAAAACUGGUCCUCAUGACGACCUCCUCUGCUCUCCAUAUAGAUUUCGGAUCAGCGAUCCCUGCGUUGUUGUCUAUCUGAUCUGAGCUCUGUGGUUAGCUCUAUCAGAGCAGCUUGAGUCAAAAGCAUGGGUUGCCCACCAGGAGAGACCUUUUCCACAUCAAAGCCCUUUGACAUUUUUUCUGGGAACAUGCUGAUGUCUGCAUUUCCAACCCUCCCGUUGUAUGUGGCAUCACUUUGCUUGCUCGCUCCCUGUUGGAGUGGGGGAAGAAGAUAGUAACCUCUCCCCCCAACUGGCAGAUUGAAUAUCUCUUUUAUGGUCCUCUUUGACCUGACUUUGAGACUGGAAUACAACUUCGGGAUAACCAAAGGAGUGCUAGUAUUAUACCACCUUGUGGCAUAGUGCGCUGGUACGUUAACCCAACAGUGCCACAGUCUAUCAGCUCAGACAACUGCCUAACUCUUAGCCCUUUUUACAAAAAUAACCUCUGAGGCCACAAUCAUUGAAAGCUGCACAUACAUCCAAUCUGUGGUUUAAUGACCUUGUGACGCACAGUCAUUUCUGUCUGCCAUGAAUCUAACCUACUAAAUGUUGAACUUUUCGUAACAUUUUACAGUUUCCACUUCAUGUGGUCUUUAAAAGAAUGUGGUAGUACUUUUAAGGAACAUGUAGUAUAGAGUUCACUUAAAUUAAUUUAAAAAAAUACAAAAUGUACAUCAGCCAAAAUGGAUUCUGCAACGUUGCAUUGCUACCAGGAUUUGUAUAUUCAAAUAAUAAUUAUACUGGAUUGCGAGAAAUGCUUACAGCAGAUCUGAAUUUAGCAAAAGUGUAUAAUGGAAAUUAUCAAUUUGACAAAUGUUUUCUGGGUGCAAUCACGGAAAAUAUGUAGUCCAAGGCUAGGCUUCUUUAAACUGCAGUUUAAGUGGAUUUGUAACAGGGAACUGAUAACAGCUACAGACACACUGAGUGGUAACUACCAUUGACCACCUACCUGACAAAACUCUGGAUCCUUUACUGCCAUUUUAGUUACCGAUAGUUUCCUUACUGUCGGCCGUUACCCCAUUGUGUCAAUGUACAUCUCUAGUAUGUACAUGCGGAAGUGCCUUUAAACUCUUAGAGAAACUUGAGCCUUGUUCUGUACUGUUGCAUUUCCAUUUUCACUCAUUGAACAACUCUCGUUUUAAACAAAAUACAGUUGUGACAAUGCACUUUUGUGUAUAGUACUGUACAUCUGGCAUGUAACAUUACCAAUUUCAGUAUAUCUUCUGGUUUGUUCUAGAUGUAUCUUUCUAAUAAAGAAAAUUGCUCCAUUC